Marmota monax (woodchuck) is the source of this 1882-nucleotide messenger RNA. RefSeq names its product chromosome unknown C11orf65 homolog (gene CUNH11orf65). The coding region runs from base 1 to 939 and encodes 312 amino acids. NCBI's taxonomy places the organism in Eukaryota, Metazoa, Chordata, Mammalia, Rodentia, Sciuridae. The transcript has 8 exons. The record is from RefSeq and is a predicted model, not a curated record.
AUGCCUGGGAAAAAAGAAAUAGAAAAUAUAAGGAAAGAAAGGGCUGCAGAAGUCAUUCAGAGGGCCUGGAAAAAAUUUCUUAAUGUUGCUGUAUUUCAACACUUUAAAAGUCUGAUUAAUUUAAGAAGACAAGGAGAACCACAUCAGAUAGUAAAAUAUAUUAAUCCUAAAGAGGCAGAACUUCUAGAUGCUGCUGCUGGCAUUCAUGUACGAUUCAGAUUAGGUGGAAUUAAAUUUCCACCUGAUAUAUACUAUAAAAUUUUUACUCACAGACAUAUUGAAGAUUUGUGUGCUAACAGCCCUAGAGAUUACACAAAUCUUCCAGCAAAACAUACAUUGCAUAAUAAAAAUGAUCAUCUUCAAGAAGAGGAUCAUAGUGGCUGGUAUCAUCGUAUAGAAAACAAUGGCUGGAGGCCUGUUUCUGAUAGAUUUUGGAUACCAGAUGAAAAAGAAGUGAUGGAAGGCAAAAAGAAAAGCGAAUUUCACUUUUCUAAACUGAAGAGAAGGCAAGAUUUGGAAAAGAAAAGAAAAAUUCGAAAAAUAGAAUGGAUGAGGCAUAUGUACUACACAGGGAGCCUCAUGGCUAGGGCUACUCAUUAUGGCACUGUAAGCUUAAUUCAAACAGCAACAAAAGGUCUAAUGAAAAGUAUUGAAGAUGGUGGGAUAGAUUCUGUGAUGGAAUGGGAAGUAGAUGAAGUACUGAAGUGGACCAAUACACUCAACUUUGAUGAGUAUAUUGCAAACUGGAAGGAAAUUGCAACAAGCAACUCUUCAGUUAACUAUAAAGGUUUCAGAUUUGAGCAAGAACAGAAAGAUACACGCAACGCUGAAGAUAGAUCAGAGGUGCACAUGGAAGCACCAUAUGAUUAUUUAUAUGGCAAUAUUUAUGAAAAACCAAAUUUUACUAGAGUAACACCUGAUUCCACUUAUAGAAUGUAAACAUAAAAUACAUUAUUUUAUUUUCUGAGGUUAUGGUCCUUCAAGCCCUGCAUUUACCAGUUACAGUUGAGAGAACUUACUCUGACUGAAGCAGCUUGUAUGUCUAUUCUCAGCAUAGAAUCUACCCCAGUUAAGAAACGAAUAUUAAACAGAAAUAACAUUAGACUGCAUACAGUAGUCAAGAAAAAUACAGAAAUCAGUUCUAGAAUGCUGAUAAACCAUAAUUGUAACAGUCAUGCAUAAGAUACUACAUUUAGGUAUAAAAAGUAAUCAGAUUGUUUUCCUCCUUUGAAGCCUUUAGGGAAAUCAUAUAAGGUCAUAUCUAAAUGGCUUUGCUUUUUCCAUUCCCUCUCCAACUUUCCCUUAUUCUUUUAUUUCUUCACUAAAUCUUAAAAAAUUCACAUAUUAAACAAUUUAUGGUAUACAGUAUAUUUCAACAUGUGUAUAUAAUAUUUACAGACCAAAUCAGGGUAAUAUUUACAUCUCUUUAUAAUUUGUUUGGAGGUUUUGGGCUUCUCUUAGUUUUUCAUAAAAUAUAUAAUAGGUUAUUGUGAGCUAUAGUUAUCCCACUGUGCUGAAGAACACUAGAAUGUCUUCACUAUCUUUAUUUUGGUACCUGUUAUUCAGUUCCCUUAAACAAUCUACUACCCACCCUUCCAACCCUCUGCUAUCUGAUACUCUAUGUUUAGACUUUUUUUUUUUUUUGCAUCCACAUGGGAACAUCUGGCAUUUGUCUUCCUGUAUCUGAAUUAUCUCACUUAAGAGACUCUAGCUCCUUCUAUUUUUCUGCAAAUGGCAGGAUUUCAUUUUUUAUGGCUGAAUAAUAUUCCAUAUGCAUAUAUGCCACAUUUUCAUUAUCCAUUCAUAUGUUGAUGGAUACCAAGGCUGAUUAAAUAUCUUGGCUCUUGUGAACAGUGCUGCAAUAAAUGUGGGAGUGCAGGCA